UACUUUUCCUGUGGGUCUUCGUUUUUUGGGUUGUCCUUUUCGUCUUCUAGCUUCGGUAAAAAAAAUUCCCCAAACCCAUGAUUCAGCUGUGCAAAAAAUUCCUCUUCUGAAGCAGGUGUUUGGGUUUAUUGUUUGGGUUCAAAGACAUCAGUGGAAGCAAUCUACUAAUAUGAGAGUGGUUUGGAUUAUUUCAUUGCUGUUACUCCAUUUUGGGUAUCUCCAAAAUGUGUUCAGUGCAAACGUUUCUUCUAGACCUGCUGUUGUGAACGUCGGAGCUAUUUUCUCAUUUAAUUCUACCAUUGGUAGAGUCGCCAAGAUUGCAAUUGAGGAGGCUGUGAAAGAUGUGAACUCCAACUCUAGUGUUCUCCCUGGUACCAAAAUUGUGGUGCAGAUGCAAAAUUCCAAUUGCAGUGGGUUUCUUGGCCUGGUUGGAGCUAUGCAAUUAAUGGAGGCGGAUAAUGUAGCAGUCAUCGGUCCACAAUCUUCCGGAGUUGCCCGUAUGGUUCUAAAUCUCGCAAAUGAACUCCAAGUUCCCUUUUUGUCAUUUGCAGCUACAGACCCCUCUCUAUCUUCUCUUCAGUUCCCCUUUUUUGUUCGGACGACGCAAAGUGAUUUGUACCAGAUGACCGCAAUAGCUGAGAUAGUCGAUUACUAUAGCUGGAAGGAAGUUAUUGCAAUAUACAUUGAUGAUGAUUAUGGAAGGAAUGGUGUGGCAGCAUUAGAAGAUGCCCUUGCAGCUAGGCGAUGUAAAGUCUCCUACAACGCAGGGAUACCCCCAGGGUCUGCAGUUAGUCGUGGUGACAUUAUGGAUAUUCUUAUUAAGGUUGCACUACUGGAGUCUCGGGUUAUUGUUCUUCAUGUAAAUCCUGAUUCGGGUUUCACGGUAUUCUCUGUGGCUCAGUAUCUUGGAAUGAUGGCUAAUGGGCAUGUUUGGCUAGCUACUGAUUGGCUUUCUUCUGUUUUAGAUUCCUUCUCUCCUCUUCCAUCUGAUAAAAUGGAUUCAUUGCAAGGAGUUCUGGUUUUGCGUGCACACACACCAGAUUCAGAUAGGAAGAGAAAUUUCUUGUCUAGAUGGAACAAACUGAGUGGCGGUUCUUUUGGAGUAAAUUCGUAUGGACUUUAUGCUUAUGAUAGUGUUUGGUUGGUUGCUCAUGCUCUUGAUUCAUUUUUCAAUAAGGGAGGUAUUAUUUCGUUUUCCAAUGAUUCUAGGUUGAUUAAUCUUGAAAGAAGUGAUCUUCACCUUGAUGCCCUGAGCAUCUUUGAUGGAGGGUCACUCCUGUUGAAUAGUAUUUUGCAGAGUGAUCUAGUUGGAUUGACAGGUCCAAUCAAAUUUGAUGCGGACAGGAGUCUCGUUCUUCCAGCAUAUGACAUUAUCAAUGUGAUUGGGACUGGGUUUAGACGGAUAGGUUAUUGGUCUAACUAUUCUGGUUUAUCCACUGUGCCUCCUGAGACACUCUACUCAAGGCCACCUAAUCGUUCCAGUGCAACCCAAAAGCUAUAUAGUGUUGUUUGGCCAGGAGAAACAGUAAUAAAACCACGUGGAUGGGUUUUCCCAAACAAUGGGAAGCAAUUGAAAAUUGGGGUGCCUAUUCGCGUGAGUUAUCAGGAAUUUGUAUCACAAGUGCAAGGCACUAACAAUUUCAAAGGGUUUUGCAUAGACGUAUUUACAGCUGCUGUCAACCUAUUACCCUAUGCAGUUCCGUAUCAAUUUAUCCCCUAUGGUGAUGGCAAGAAAAACCCAAGCUACACAGAGCUUGUGGAAUCAAUUGCAGCGGGUGAUUUAGAUGGCGCUGUUGGUGACAUUGCCAUCACCACAAACAGGACAAAGAUUGUGGAUUUUACACAGCCAUAUGCUGCAUCUGGACUAGUUGCAGUUGCCCCAUUUAAAAGGCUGAACACUGGUGCUUGGGCUUUCCUGCGGCCAUUUUCUCGACUAAUGUGGGGAGUCACCGCUGCUUCCUUCCUGGUUGUGGGGAUAGUGGUGUGGAUUCUGGAGCAUCGGAUAAACGAUGAGUUUAGAGGGUCGCCUAGGCAACAACUCAUAACGAUUUUGUGGUUUAGCCUCUCAACCAUGUUUUUUUCUCAUAGAGAGAACACAGUGAGCACCCUGGGUCGUCUAGUGUUAAUCAUAUGGCUAUUUGUAGUCCUGAUAAUAAACUCAAGUUAUACUGCAAGUUUGACCUCCCUUCUCACAGUGCAGCGACUAUCUUCUCCUAUCAAAGGUAUUGCUACCUUGAAAGCGAGCGAUGAGCCUAUUGGAUAUCAGGUGGGCUCUUUUGCUGAGCAUUAUUUAAUCGAGGAAAUUGGUAUACCUAGUUCAAGGCUUGUUGCCCUUGGAUCACCAGAAGCAUAUGCUACCGCGCUAAAAAAUGGCCCUAAAAAGGGGGGUGUUGCUGCGGUAGUUGAUGAACAACCAUAUGUGGAGCUUUUCCUGUCGAGCCAGUGCAAAUUCAGGAUUGUUGGUCAAGAGUUCACCAAAAGCGGCUGGGGUUUUGCAUUUCCGCGGGACUCUCCUUUGGCUGUUGACAUGUCCACAGCAAUUCUAACUCUUUCUGAAAAUGGGGAUCUCCAGCGGAUCCACGACAAAUGGUUGCAAAACAGUGUCUGUACCUCGGACACAGCUGAGAUCGAGUCGGACCGCCUUCACCUAAAGAGCUUUUGGGGCCUUUUUCUUAUAAUCGGGGUUGUUUGCUUUUGUGCUCUAGUCAUAUAUUUCAUCCAGAUUAUGCGCCAGUAUUCCCGCACUGCACCUACUGAAUCACUCCCAAAUGGUGAAGGAAGCUCACGGUCCAAGCGUCUUCAGAGGCUAUUGUCAUUGAUUGAUGAGAAGAAAGACCCGUCGAAAAGAGAGCCCAAGAGAAGAAAGACGGAGAGAUCAUCAUCCGAUUCGGUACUUGAAACAAGUCCGAAAAGGCAACAAGCUAAAUUUUCCACGGAGGUUGAUAUCAUUCCACAUAAUUCAAGGAUGUGAAUAGACCAUUAGACACCCCCUCUGGUUUUGUUGUGGAAGUUUAGGCCAUGAUCAUCUAGUCCAAGUUGGGCAAUUGUAACUCAUCAGAGAGAGAGAGAGAGAGAGAGUAGGGCAAUAGAUUACGAGGAGCUGGUGGGGGCAUUUUUCUGUGUAGGAUAGGCCAUUGUUUUAUACCUCAAGGGAACAUUCGAGUUGGCAAUAUGGAUCAAAUAUAUGUAUGCUGUACUGAACUGACCUGGAUUGGUUUUCUUGAAGACAGAAUUCAAGGCCAUUUGUGUACUCAAAAAAUCUUUCAUAGCAUAUUAUUUUGAGGGAAAAUCUUCAUAUAUUUUUAUGUGA
Messenger RNA from Rhododendron vialii, 3310 nucleotides. RefSeq names its product glutamate receptor 3.3. The record is from RefSeq and is a predicted model, not a curated record. Bases 170 to 2971 code for a protein of 933 amino acids. NCBI's taxonomy places the organism in Eukaryota, Viridiplantae, Streptophyta, Magnoliopsida, Ericales, Ericaceae. The transcript has 7 exons. Gene Ontology annotation, cellular component: plasma membrane. Gene Ontology annotation, molecular function: glutamate-gated receptor activity.